AUGAGAGCAUUAAUCUAUAUCCUACUGUCGUUUAUUAGCGGCUAUUGUCUUGCUGAUGAUACCGAUGAUCAAACUUCCGAGAUUCACCCUAAAUGCUUCAAGAACUCUUAUCAAAUUAGCACCAGCGGUGAUCUACUUGAGAUUAGCGAUUGUCAAACGAUUUCGGAAAGUAUCUAUAUUCAUGGCUAUGAUGCAGAACUUUUGGAUCUGGGUUCAAUUUCCCAGAUUAAAGGAGAUCUCAAAAUCAGUAACGCUAGCCAGAUUCUUAGAAUCGAGGCGCUUGGAUUGGAAUCCAUCGAUGGUUCGUUUGAGUUGAACACCCUAACAUCUCUUACAAGUGCUUCUUUUCCAAAAUUAGAAUCAGUCAAUAUACUUGACUGGAGAGUCUUACCAAUUUUAAGUUCUGUCAACUUAGAUAAAGGUAUUAAGAGAAUCAGCUCGGUCAUUCUGUCAGACACCUCCUUAACAGGAUUUGGUGGCUUUAACGUGGAGAACUUAAAGACGUUGAGGAUCGAUAACAACAGGUUUCUUGAGAUGAUUGAAUCAUCUGUAAAGGAAAUUUCUGGUGAUCUACUUAUUGCUGCUAACGCAAGAAACUUGAAGGUCAAACUUCCAGAGUUGAAGUGGGUCAAAAGUGCUCUGAUCAAGAACACGGACGAGUUAGAUUUGAGUGCUUUACAAGUGAUUCAAUCAUCUGCCGAAUUUAUUGAAAAUCGUUUCAAGGAGUUGAGUCUACCCAAAUUAAAGUCUGCAGGUACAACAUUAAGUAUUAUCGAUAACAAUUGGUUGGAAAAUGCAGAUUUCUCGUCGUUAGUGGAGAUUGGAGGAGGAUUGAUGAUCAUCAAUAACGAUAAAUUGACACAAAUCAACUUUUUCCCAAUGCUAAAGUCCGUCGGAGGUGCCUUGGAGUUUGAAGGAGAUAUUGACAGCAACGAGUUCAGACAACUUAAGGUUGUUAAGGGCAGUGCAAUUCUGAAGUCAUCUUCUAACAAGUUCAACUGCCAGAGCUGGGUAGACCAAGAAGUUAGUACAGUUGUUAGAGGAGGUAAGAUUGAAUGUGGAUCCGGAAAUUCUGAGUUUACUGAGGUCAUACAUGUCGACGAAAGUGGAGAAAGAACUUCCAGGACUACAGGCAGAAACAAUGCUAAAACUACCAAGGGUAUCAAUGAGGCUAAUGGCUCGACUGGACCAUUAGGAGUCUCAAUGAUCUUGGCAUUUGCAGGAAUUUUGGCACAUUUGUCACGUGAACUCAUAUAA
This is a messenger RNA of Brettanomyces nanus, 1257 nucleotides long. RefSeq lists its product as uncharacterized. Gene Ontology annotation, biological process: ascospore wall assembly. Bases 1 to 1257 code for a protein of 418 amino acids. Lineage: Eukaryota; Fungi; Ascomycota; Pichiomycetes; Pichiales; Pichiaceae. The transcript has a single exon. The record is from RefSeq and is a predicted model, not a curated record. Gene Ontology annotation, cellular component: fungal-type cell wall; plasma membrane.